AUGAACGACAGGACGAGUUUACUCGGGAACAAAUGGAGAAAAAGAGGAGGAGAAAAGUCCGUCCACGUUAAAGGGAGCGCCAAUGGUGUUGGUGUUGGCCUUCGCUGUGAAGGGAAGGAUAACUCAAGAGUCCCAAGGUUGUGGGUGCCAUUGUUUAUGUUUUCGCUGUUGAUGUUGCUUCCGAUGCCACUGCGGGCUUCCGUGCAUUCGGGAGAUAACGUUACAGUGACUGUGCUGUGCCUUAUGCGUGGCCUCCGUGCUCCCUCACCAAUUGGUGAUGCCAUCAUUUCUGGUUUCAACAGCUCGCUCGCUGCACGUAAUUGGACCGCAGCGCGAAAUGUGCACGUUGUUCCUGUAAGCUGGGGAUCUUAUGGUAAUCAAAGCAUUGAUGCGCUUGACAAGAAACUUUCAAACAAAUCGGAAUUGCUGGUGCUGCUCGGGCCGUUGAGUGACCGUGAUGUCUUAGCCGUGACACCUCUACUCGAAAAGCACAAUGUAAUUGCCUUCGCCCCAGUUACUGGGUCAAGCGGGCUCCGCAAGUGGACACCGCAUUUGUACUUCCUUGGAGCCGAUCCUGUUGCCGAACUCAUCGCCCUCAUUUACUACGCACUGAGUCAACUACGACCACUUCGAUUGGGUUUAAUGCAUUUGCACAAUACCUCUUAUGGUGAGGUACAGUAUGAACUCACGAUGAGGCUGAUGUCAAGAAUGGGGCGUGAUCUCUGCGGAGUUUUUGCGCUAGAAAGUUCCGAUUAUGGUUCGGCUAGCGGUGAAGUCUUCAAUGCGAUGUGGAGUCGAUUCGCUUCCUUGCAUCCGCAGGGUGUGCUUGUAUUAGGGCCUCCCAACACAGAUACGUUCAAGUUUCUUUUGGCGGUGCCUUCGGACGAACGCACAAAAGACAUGUACAUCCUGGCCCCAUCUGCGCUGCAGCCAGCUAUUAGCAUCAUAGCUGAAGAACUCCGUCGAAGUGGAAAGGUCGCCUUUGCGUCAGGUCAAGUUAUUAUCACGGGAACAAACCCGCUCGCAACCGACGUCAAACACCAUGCCGUACGACGGUUUCAGAAGGAAAUGAGGUCAUAUCUAAAGGCGCAAAAGAACGAAAGUAGCCCCGGUGGUGAAGACCAUUUUCUCAAGCAUGCCACCACUGGGAAGCUGGCGGUGCUUGGAUGGGUUGCCGGUGAGGCACUGCUGCAAGCGCUAAGCAAUCGCGAGUGGCUAACGAGCAGGGAAGAAUUUAAAAAAUCGCUGUACAAUCAGCGCCGGUACGUGAUUGAUGACCUCGUCAUUGGUGACUACGGUGGCGAAUGCACAGGCUCCGCAGCUGCUCAGGGCGCUACAUGCCGUUGUAACCAGGGUGGGCAUGUGAUUUACAUGAACAGGUUGGAAGAGAACGGUAACCUUUCGCCCUUGGCGGAUGGGCUAAUCACGCGCGACGUAUCAGGGUGCUACAGUGAUUCCGGUGGGUUGCACGCUCCGCUAAUCGGUCUUUUCAUCCUAACAUUAGAUGACCCCAUUGCAUUAAGGGCGGCGACAAUUAUGCGCAAUGCGGCAUCGGUCAGCGUUAGUAGGGGGCAUCAUGAGCAGUCGAAUAGGGUAUUUAUGCAUACGCUUCCCGCACUUUCAGAUGGGCUGACUGGUAGCUUGCAGCAAGAGUUGAAUACCAGGACAGUUACAGCCGUAUUUGGCGUAGUGCAUCCUACAAUAAUGCGGACGCCGGGUUUGGCGUUCAUUGAUCCCGUGCCCCUCACCCCACAGCUAAAUCGCCGUAUGAAGAAUGUGAUCCAUUUGUCGCCUACACUUGAGCAACAACUGUUCGUGUUGGCGGCAUACAUUUCGAGCAGCAGCGGCAGCGGCGUGCGGGCCGUCAUUCGGGGGGAGGACUCUAAUGCAAUCGGGGACGUACUGACAAGGACGCUCGCGACAUUUGGUGUGACGCCGCAUUCUCUGGUGACAGCACGAGUCAAUGAAACAAUAGAAGGUGCACUUCCUGUUUACGGCAAUGUGUUCAUAAUUGGUCUCACUGCCAGCGAUGUUGGUUCAGUAGUGGCACACAUGGAACGCAACCCGGACGUACAUGUGCUGGUUCCGUUCUUCGAUGUUGUGCUUCUAUACGAUGAGGUUUUGAAAGCUUUCAACGGUAGCUCAAGCGCCAACCGACUGCUAAUUGCAACAAACCUGCCGCACUGGGCAGAGGUCCACAGCUCAUCCGAAAUUGUACAGGGCUUUCACGCCGCGCUUCCAGACCCAGCGCAGUGGACGCCAUUGGCAUUGGUGGGUUUCGCCGCCGCACGAGUAGUUCGGACUAUCAUUCCGCGUAUAGAAAAGGUGAGCGGGGAGACGGUGAUUAAUCUUUUCUAUAACAACAUCGGUGUGAGUGCCGGCGAUAUGUACUAUGGCCCUUUCAACCAUGGUGAGUGUGUUAACGACGAUGUCGAUGGUCUUGGCGAUGGUGGAUGUGCUGUGAACUAUGGAGCAACCCGCAUCUCCGUGUGGUCGAUGGCACGUGUGUUGAAUGCCUCUGUACCCGCUCUCGCUCUACCCGUCACGCCGUCGAUGCAAUAUCAUGACCCGAACGCGGCUGGAUCUACAGGCUCAACGCUCAUAGGCAUCGUCGUUGGUUCUCUCUUCACUGUGUUUCUGUUUGUGGCGAUAGUUGUUUGUCAAUUGUACUUCGCACAGCGUAGUGCCCGUGACAACGGGAAUGCGCCGAAGGAACUGUCAGAUCCUGUGACGCUUGUUUUCACAGACAUUGAAAGCAGCACUGCGCAGUGGUCGGCAUACCCCGAGUUGAUGCCCGAUGCUGUUGACCUGCACCACCGUUUGAUUCGGUCACUUAUUGUGCGAUACAACUGUUAUGAGGUAAAGACGGUUGGAGACUCCUUCAUGAUUGCUUGCAAGGACCCCUUCGCUGCCGUACAGCUUGCACAUGAUCUGCAACGGACAUUCUUGCACCACAACUGGGGAACGACCGCGUUCGAUGAGCUCUACCGAGAUAUGGAGCGGCGGCGAGCUGAAGAAGAAGAGGGGUAUACUCCGCCGUCCGCACAUCUGGAUCCUAACGUGUACGACCAGCUGUGGAGUGGCCUGCGUGUGCGUGUUGGGAUUCACACCGGGUUAUGCGAAAUUCGGAAUGAUGAGGUUACUAAAGGAUAUGACUACUACGGGCACACAUCAAACAUGGCAGCGCGGACGGAAGGUGUGGCAGAUGGUGGGCAGGUGUUAAUGACACGUGCGACAUACAUGUCACUUUCAGCUGAGGAGCGUGAGCAAAUUGAUGUCACCGCACUUGCUCCCGUUGAACUUCGCGGUGUGAACGCACCUGUGGAAAUAUGGCAACUGAAUGCUGUGCCGGGAAGGAUCUUUGCAGCGCUGGAUAUCGAUAAGGACACUUGUGUCUUCGGGGAUAGCUCUGAAGGCUCUAUUUCCAGCGGCGAACGCGGUCUCUCAGGCAAUGCAAUAACGCGUUCAGCCCAAACUAUUGUCGACUCCCUCAAUGCCCUACUGGGCACGUUUACAGCCGCACAACGACGGAAAGCACUGAUGCCCUUUUGCGAACGGUGGCGUGUUGCGUUGCCACCCGAGGCAGGAUUCGUAUGGAGCGAUGACUACUGUAGGCAAGUCAUACAUAUUGUUGCUGCGAAGGUUGGAAAGGUCAUAGAUCACACCGUGGUCUCUCAAUCCACGGGACGCAGCACAAGUAUCGCCACUGGGCAGUUGAGCGAUACUGAUGGCUUUACGGUAACGUUAUGA
Molecule: messenger RNA, 3750 nt
Organism: Trypanosoma brucei brucei TREU927
Lineage: Eukaryota; Euglenozoa; Kinetoplastea; Trypanosomatida; Trypanosomatidae
Product: receptor-type adenylate cyclase GRESAG 4, putative
Exons: 1
Coding region: 1-3750 (1249 amino acids)
Biological process (GO): cyclic nucleotide biosynthetic process; intracellular signal transduction
Source: RefSeq, a predicted model, not a curated record